This is a messenger RNA of Magnusiomyces paraingens, 282 nucleotides long. RefSeq lists its product as uncharacterized. The record is from RefSeq and is a predicted model, not a curated record. Bases 1 to 282 code for a protein of 93 amino acids. The transcript is spliced from 3 exons. Lineage: Eukaryota; Fungi; Ascomycota; Dipodascomycetes; Dipodascales; Dipodascaceae.
AUGUCUUCCAAAUACGUUUUCCCCAGAGCCCUCAAGGAGCUCCGAUUCCACUUUUCUCAGACCGGUGAGGCCUCCGCUCCUCUGAAAACUUUCCUUUCCAGAGCCUACCCCGUCAUUAAGAAGCACAACCCCAGCACUCCUGUUCUGAUUAGAGAAGCCGCUGGUGUCCGACCAACGCUGUAUGCACGAUUCGAAUUUGGUAGAGAAGCCAAGCUCAGCUUGGAGGGUGUUCCUGAGGAGCAGAUUGAGGGCGCCAUUCAGAAGCUGGUCGCCAAUGAGUAG